Molecule: messenger RNA, 1960 nt
Organism: Ornithorhynchus anatinus (platypus)
Lineage: Eukaryota; Metazoa; Chordata; Mammalia; Monotremata; Ornithorhynchidae
Gene: TOB2
Product: transducer of ERBB2, 2
Biological process (GO): regulation of gene expression
Cellular component (GO): nucleus; cytoplasm
Molecular function (GO): transcription corepressor activity
Source: RefSeq, a predicted model, not a curated record
CUUUGCUCAGUUGGGGCCGGGGAGGAGGCCGCAGUUGGAGGGGGCAGCCACGGGCCUCCAGCUGCCCACCCACCCAUCCCUGCCUUCCUUACAUAACCCCCCCCUCCUCCUCCUCUUCUUCCUCCUGCCGCCAUCAUCAUCAUCAUCAUCCCACCCCCCCCUCCUUCAUCUCAUCUUCUCCAGGGGCGGAGGGGGCGCCUGCAGCCCGCCCCACUGACAGCACAUCCCCCCGAAAAUCCGCCUUGAAACCCAAGAGGGGGAGACUUUUUUUGUAUUUUGGAAAGCCAUCGACGCCGAGAAUUAUUAUUUUUUUUUUCAAAGCCACCGUCAGCACCAGCCCCCCUCCCUCCCCGAGCUGGACACCGCUGGGUGAAGAAGAGGAAGAAGACCUCCCCCUCCCCAACCCACACCUCCUCCGCCCCCCCGGGAAGCACCCUGGAAGGAGAAGCCGCCCCCCGCUCGCCUGCCCUGGGGCCGAGGAGGCAGAAAACCGUCGGGAGCCCCACCCCGUCCACGCGUGCGUCGCCUGCCGCCCUCGCCCCGCCCUCGCUCGCGCUUGGCCACCCGGGCAGGGAACAUGCAUCUGGAGAUCAAAGUUGCCCUGAACUUCAUCAUCUCCUACCUGUACAACAAGCUGCCCCGCCGCCGGGCCGACCUGUUCGGGGAAGAGCUGGAGCGUCUGCUGAAGAAGAAGUACGAGGGCCACUGGUACCCUGACCGGCCCCUGAAGGGCUCGGGCUACCGCUGCGUCCACAUCGGGGAGACGGUGGACCCGGUGGUGGAGCUGGCGGCCAAGCGCAGCGGCCUGGCGGUGGAGGACGUGAGGGCCAACGUGCCCGAGGAGCUGAGCGUCUGGAUCGACCCCUCUGAGGUCUCCUACCAGAUCGGCGAGAAGGGGGCCGUCAAGGUCCUCUACCUGGACGACAGCGAGGGCUGCGGCUCGACCGAGCUGGACAAGGAGAUCAAGAGCAGCUUCAACCCCGACGCCCAAGUGUUCGUGCCCAUCGGCAGCCAGGACAACUCCCUGUCCAACUCGCCGUCCCCGUCCUUCGGCCGCUCGCCCAGCCCCACCUUCAUCCCCCGCUCCGCCCAGCCCAUCACCUUCACCACCGCCACCUUUGCCGCCACCAAGUUCGGCUCCACCAAGAUGAAGAAGGGCGGCGGGGGCGGGGCGGGCGGCCCCGGGGCGGGGGGCGGGGCGGGCGGCCCCCCGCCGGCCCCCCAGCCCCGCCUGGCCCGCUCCCCCACCAACGGCCUGCUGAAGCACAAGGGCCUCUCCCUGUCUAUGCAUUCUCUGAACUUCAUCGGGGGCGGCGGCCCGGCCCCUCAGUCCCAGCUCUCCCCCAACGCCAAGGAGUUCGUCUACAACGGCGGCUCCCCCGGCCUCUUCUUCGACGGCGCCGACCCCCAGCCCGCCGCGGGCCACGGAGGCGGCGGCGGGAGCGGGUUCGACGUGGCCCAGGUGUUCGGCGGCGGCACCAACGGCCUCUUCCUGGAGAAGUCGCCCUUCGUGGAGGGACUGAGCUACAACCUGAACGCCAUGCAGUACCCCAGCCAGUCGUUCCAGCCCGUCGUCCUGGCCAACUGACCGGGCCCUCCUCCCCCCUCCCCCCGGGGAAUCGGCGGGGAAGAGAAAAAAGAAAAAUAGAAAUAGAGAAAACGAUUUCCACUCUUCUCACUCUGGCUUCUUGGAAAAGAGAUCCAGCCCGGGCGGCCAGCGCCCCUGAAGCACUGAAUCGUGUGUGUUUUAGCCCGGACCCCACCCCCCCACCCCUUGCCUCCCUCCCUCUUCCUCUCCCCUUUUUCCCCUCCAGCCGCCCUCCCCCCCCGGCCUGUCUCUGAAAGAUUUUGUUGGUUUUUCGGUUUUGAUUUUUGUUUAGCUUUUUUCCUUAACAUCUUUACUUAGUGGCUUCUUGUUGUGCCGAGAAAGGUCCAAAUGUGAGUUACAGCUCCCGCCUCU